This is a messenger RNA of Micropterus salmoides (largemouth bass), 2750 nucleotides long. It is a transcript of the gene tmem265, whose product is annotated as transmembrane protein 265. The coding region runs from base 1087 to 2151 and encodes 354 amino acids. The record is from RefSeq and is a predicted model, not a curated record. NCBI's taxonomy places the organism in Eukaryota, Metazoa, Chordata, Actinopteri, Centrarchiformes, Centrarchidae. The transcript is spliced from 2 exons.
AUCUACAACAGAGGGAUGAUUUCCUUGUGUGACUAAGACAGUAAGCAGACAGGAGGAGGACUAAUUAAAGUUGUAACAUCUGCCUUCAGAGCUCUAAAUGUGUCUACAGGCUACAAGCAUCUUUCGCUCCACUUCCUCCGCUCUGACUUCAAGCCAGGAAGGGUAAAUAAGGUAUCAGCCUGCUCCCAAACAAUGCAACUAAUCUUCUGCAAGUGGCAUCAUCACCAUUACCAUAACCAAUGAGUAUACUGUAACUGGGUGCUUUGAAAUAUUCAUAGCAUCUUCCAGCUAAAAAACUUCCACAGCUGAUGCUGGAGGAGAAGCUGAGGAGGGUGGGUGGUCUGGACUGGAGCACGUAACAUGCUUACAAAUGAACACCACAGCCAAACUCGGACAGCGUUGAGUGAGUUUCUCUUCGUCCUCCUAUCCUCUCGGUGUUGAACGGCUCUCUCUCUCUCCCUCUCUCUCUCUGUCGCUCUCUCAAGAGCCAUCUUCUCGGCUUGAUCUGUAUGCGGUUUACACUUUAGCGGUUCGCCGCUGAUCCUUGCUGCUCCACUUCUGGACGACUUCCCCCAGCCGCUCCGCACAGCCGGAGCUCGAGCGAGCAGCAGCAGCAGCAGCCCCCCCCGCCCCCCCACACACGGCUCUCUGCCCCCGCUGCUGUGUCAAAAGAUAAACCGGGAAACCAGCAGAAGCCCGACACUGCAGUGACAGAUCCAGAUUCAGAUCGAGCCUCUACAAUAACCACGGAGCCGCGGGGGAUAUCGGCCACGCCAGAUCUGCACGGAGGGGGAAACCUUGAUAAGUAGCCUAUUUUUUGUUCCUACAAACUAGGGUCUGCUUGGUGUGGCAGUGGCGAUGACUUCCCCCUCUUACAGCCUUGAGACGAGCCCUCUCCUGGAGCCUGACUGUGAACAAACACCCGGACUGUAAGAAAGACUUUAUCACCGAGCCCGGCUCAUCAACGACAAUAAAGAGAGACUUUAUUGGUCACCGACAGCGCUUCUACUAGUGGGGGAAAACACAUUACUUGCUGUAAAUCAAGCCAGGAGGAUCGAGCCCAAGUGCAAGACGAAUGGUUUGGGCAUGGUACCCACGCCCCAGGUGUGCGUAUCAACCCUGGUCACAGUGAGCACGAUGGCAGUGGUGGACCUCUACCUGCUGGAGCAGAGCAUGCUGGGGGCUCGUGGUCUUCCAGGACCCAGCGUGUGGCAGUGUGUGACAGUGUUGCUAGGUGAUGUGGGCUUCCUGCUCGCACUGCGCUUCGUGUCGGCCGGCGUGGUGUCAGAGGCGCGGUCGCCGCGUCGUGGUUUUGCCAACGCCCUCUGGUUCCUGUUCCUGUCCCUGCUCCAGCUCAAGCUCUUUUUCGUCUGUCAUAACUACAGGCAGGAGCGCCGGCCGCCCGAUCCGCUGGCAAGGAAGACCCUGACGCUGCUGCUGUCCAUCUGCCUGCCCUCCCUGUUUCUUAUCCUGACGGGAGCUGACCACAUGUCCCCGCAGCGCAGGAAGCAGGAGGUGCGUGGCCGGCUCCUGUGGGUGGUGGUGGACCUGCUGGAUGUGCUGGACCUGCAGGCGGGGCUGUGGGAAGCCCAAGGAGGGGCUGCAGCAGGAAGUGGAGGGGUGGUUGAGCAGAGGCUGCCCAUGUGGGCCGAGGGCCUAGUCUUCUUUUACUGCUACGCUCUCCUGCUGCUGCUGCCCUGUGUGGCCCUCACAGAGCUGGGGGCCACCGGCCUGCCAGGACAGAGGGGGCCCCGUAAGGAGGCUUUGUACCCUUGGCUCAGCUUGGUGACUAUCAAUAUCUUCACACUGGCUCUGAGGGGCACAGGCAUGCUGUGGUACAGGGACCCUCGUGUGUCCACUGUGUUCCUGGGAAAGAACCUGCUGGCUCUGGCAGUGAAGCUGAGCUCAGCCUGGGAGAGACACAAGCAGGAGCACGGUGCUGCGGGAGCGGGGACUGUGGCUGGAAUAGAACCAGGAGACUCAACCCUGCCAAGCCAGAGCUCAGGGCAGGGAGAGGGACAGACCCAGGGGAAAGCUCCUCCCUCUCAUUAUCACACACUGUCUCGCUCCCAAAGCCACACUCUCUCCCACGUCAGCCUGGAGCCCACAGACACACCCUUAGGGCCCUCUUUCAUCUCCCAUGAACUCUAGAGUCUCUCUGAACACGCACGCAUGCACAAAAGCAUGUACGCACGCCCACACCCAAAACUCAGACCAGCCAAGCCAGUAUCACAUCCAAACAGAUAACUUUCAGUACAGCAGUGAUGGGUAUAAUGCAGAGCGGUGGAAAUGCAUUUGGCAAGCUUGGCUUUCUGCACAUCUUGUUGUGCUAAGAAUAACUCAAAAUGCAUUUGUGGGCGUGUAUUUUUAAACUAAACACUGUGACCACAUUUAUCGGACUGUAAAGGAUAUUCCAGAAAUGUACGUUGAGGUCUAGUAGUGUUUAUUCCCUUCUUUAAUCUGGGCACAACUGCCCAAACUGCCUCAGAUUAGCUGAAUUUGAUGCAUCCAGAUGGCUUGAGGUUUUCUUCAUAAACAGUUUUAAUUGUGAUUUCUUGCUACUCCAUGUACAUUAUCUGUUUGGGAUUAUCUGUGGUUUCCUUAUUUGAGUUAAGCACAUGUCGUUUCAGGGAAAAAUUUGAUCAACGCUCUUCUGCCUUAAGAUGCCAAAAGACAGACUGUGACCUUUAGUGUACAUUUUCUCUGUCACUUACAGAGAACUUGCAAAGAGAAAAGUAAUAAGUAAGUAA